CAUUUAAAUCUUAACAUAGGAUCUGUUCAGACGUGUUUUCAGAUCUUCUAUUUCAGAAAACUUGCUUUAUUAAAUGCUUAUCAUUCGAAUUGCACUAGGUACGAAUUUAAUAGUUUUAUGAUAUUUUAAGCUGCAUUUUAUGAGAAUUCCAGGAAAAGUUCAUGAAUCUGGGAUACUAUUUUAUGAAGGCAUUCUUAAUCAGUGCAAAAAGAAGCAGAUUAACUGAAAUAUUUCUGAUUCAUACUUGUGCAUAUCGUCUAGAAUCAUUUUCUUGAUUUUGUGAAGAUUUUGACAAAGAAUUACAGAAAUAUUUAUCAGAAAGAAGAUUUUGACAAAGAAUUACAGAAAUAUUUAUCAGAAAGAAGAUUUUGACAAAGAAUUACAGAAAUAUUUAUCAGAAAGAAGAUUUUGACAAAGAAUUACAGAAAUAUUUAUCAGAAAGAAGAUUUUGACAAAGAAUUACAGAAAUAUUUCUCAGAAAGAAGAUUUUGAUAAAGAAUUACAGAAAUAUUUCUCAGAAAGAAGAUUUUGACAAAGAAUUACAGAGAGAUUUCUCAGAAAGAAGAUUUUGACAAAGAAUUACAGAGAGAUUUCUCAGAAAGAAGAUUUUGACAAAGAAUUACAGAGAGAUUUCUCAGAAAGAAGAUUUUGACAAAGUAUUACAGAAAGAUUUCUUCAAUUUUCUGAUAAAAGGGAAGAAAGAAAAAAUAUUCCUCUAAAAGUAUAAUGGAUAACACUACUCCUGAGUUUUCAAGAGAAGUUGAUGUACCCCCAAGUACUAAAGAUGAAAUUAUGUGUCUUGGAUAUCCAAGUUUAGAGAAUAUUUUUGAAAGAGACUGUUAUGUGAUGUCUUACAAUUUAGAACGUAAAGUGGCUAAAUGGGUUCAGGAAUGUUUGACCUCUAAUCAUCUUAAUCAUUCUUAUUUAACACGGCAUGAUGCUAUCGAAUUCAAAGAAGAUAGAGGUAUCAAUGGAGUGGCAUCAUUAGCCGACUGCACUGAUUGGCAAGAAAACAACUAUGAAAGGGGACACUUAGCCGCUGCAGCAAAUCAUCGAUAUAAUCGUAAAGCCUACUAUAGCACUUUUCUCAUCUCCAAUAUUGCACCAAUGCAUAAAAAGGUGAAUAAUCUAAUAAGCAAGAUAGAAAGGCAAGGAAGAAAAUUUGUAAAAGAUUAUGGAAACGUGCACAUCAUCACUGGAACAAUAUUUCAUACUGAAAGGAAGGAACCCAUUUUUGUGAGAGAAGGCAGUGAAGUACAAGUUCCAGAUGCCAUUUUUAAGAUUUUAGCAAUUAAAGAUGAACGCAACAGAUGCAAAGUAACGGGAUAUGUAAUAGAAAACUCAUUAGAUGUGGAUGAUAAAGACAUCAAGAAUUCAAGGAAAACUCUGCUGGAAAUACGUUAUUUAACUGGUUUGAACCUUCUUAGCCAAGUGCCCAAAGAAAACAUAGUAGAGGAUCGAAUCAGAAAUAGUGGAUGUUAGAAAAAAUGUUCCCAUCUACUAGAAAUUUCAUACUGCACCUGAGAAGAAAAAGAAAUUCCAGUCCACUCUGUUAUACAGUUCCACCUCAUAUUACUUUAGAAAUUUAAAAGAAUUGGCACCUCAGAAUGAAGCAAAGCUGGAUCAGAUGAUUAUAUUUCUACCCCAUUUCCGAAGCAAGACCAUUGCCAUUACAUGUAUUACAGUGGUGGCCAAAAUUGUGAGCACUUUUGAAAAUCGUUAUGUUUUCUAACUUCAUAUACUUAUAGAAAAUGUAACUUUUCACAAAAUGCAAAUACUUGCGCAUAAUUUUAAAUAGAAUUUAUUGCUGAUUUCAAUACAAAAAGCAAAAUUCAAAUAUUUGCAAUACAAAAAAAGUUGAGUGGCGAUAGUUAGCGAGAUACAUUAAAUGCUGAUGACUGCAGUGAGUUAUCAGUACUUAGUAGGGUGACCUUUAUUUUUUAUUACAGCAUCACAUUGAUGUUUCAUCGAGUUGACGAGAGUUUUAAGCUCUUUCUUCGCUAUUGCAUAAUGCCAGGAAGCAAUUAUAGCCUCAAUUAAUUCUCUUUUAUUUGAUGAACGCUUCAUAUGUACAAGAGUUUUUAAACGAUGGCAUAAUAAUUUUGAGGUCGGGACUGUUUCCUGGCCAUAACAAUUCAGUGUUGUUUGUACUAAACCACUCUUUCGCUAUUUUUGCUGUGUGGCAAGGAACUGAAUCCUGCUGAAAAAUAAAUGAUGCAUUUUUGGGAAAGAGAUCAAUGAUGAAAGGUGUAAGGUUUGGUUCUAGAGUAGUGUCAAUGUAUUUUCUUGCAUUUAAUGUCCCAUCGAGAACAUGAAGGAGACCAAUACCGCUUGCUAACAUGCAUGACCAAAUCAAAACACUGAGUUCUUUAUAGUUGCCUGAAUGCAGUCAGGAUGUAGCUCUUUGCUUAUUCUAUAUCUUAAUUAUUUUCGCUAUCAAUACCGAAUAACAAUAUCUUUGUUUCAUCACUCCUUAUAACUUGUGACCACUGAUCAUCUGUCCAAUUAAUUCUGUUCCUUUGCAUAUUGUAAUCUUUUUAUACGCAUUUGUAAAUUGAGAUAAGGAUUUUAUCAUUCAAUUCUACCUCUUAGUCCAAAUUCUAAUAAUCUUGUUCUUGAACUGCCAUAAAUGCCAACAUCAUUCAAUUGGCUUCUGAUGGCCGCUAAUGACAUUCUUCUAUCUUGAUCUUUUUAUUCUUUUGUCAUCAACAGAUGUGGUGCACCUUUCUCAGCCAUUUCCUGCUUUGAUUUUUAUUGAGUUUGUCUCCUGAUAUCGUAAACAAAACUUUCGGACUUCAGAUGUAGUCACUGAGCCACCCACCUGUCCUGAUAUUUCAGCAUAGGAAAAACCACAUUCAUGUAACAUACUAAUCUUGGUUCUCUUUCUAGGUGUACAAUUUAUUCAUUUAUUUGAUUCUAAUGCUUCUUGACUAAAUAUUAGAAAUAUUUACAAAAAUUCCAACUAUAUAUUAAAAAAUGUAACAAAAUUACUAUCUUGCAAUUUGAUUACAUAAAAAAAGUCUUCCUUCUACAGAUAAAAGCACAUCAAUGACUUGUUCCAACUUCAAACAUGUUGUCAGCUUCUAUUAGCAAUUAUUAACAUAUGAUUGGUUCCCAGAACAAGAACAGCGAUUUGUCAGGAAAGUUAGAAAUUAUAAUCCACUUUAUCACUGUGUUUGUUAUUCAGAUGAAGUAAAAAUAACUUUUUUUUGUAUUGCAAAUAUUUGAAAUGUGCUUUGGUAUUGAAAUCACAAUUAAAUUCUCUGUAAAAUGAUAUAUAAGAGUUUGCAUUUUGUGAAAUGUUACAUUUUCUAUAAGCAUACAAAGUUAAGGAAACAUAAUGAUUUUCAAAAGUGUCCACAAUUUUGGCCACAACUAUAUGUUGAUCAAUAUCUUUUUGAAGCUUCUCAACAUCAUUCCAGACAGAAUCCUGUUCAAAAAAUACCACUACCCUCUGUUUGUGCAAUAGUGCUGACUUGUCCAUGCUUUGUGUAAUAAUGGUCUUUCCCAACAAUGAAUGUAAACAUGCUGUUAUGGAAAGGGAUCAAAAUAUUGUGUAUCAUUUUUUAUAUGUGCUAUAUAUUAAAUAUGUUAUGCAAUAUUGUAAAUCCUUGGAAGAGGAUCAAAAUGUUUUGUAUCAUUUUUUUUUUUAUGUAUGUUAUGCAGGUUGUCUCAAAAACCUUGAUCAAGGCUUUUAUACCUUAAAUAUUGAUUAUAGACAUAUACUGUAAAUUAUAAAGUUGAGUAAAAAAAGAUGCAAAAUGUAUGAAAUUGAUUAAAAUUUUCAGGGGAUUAAACUUUAAAAAAAUACAAAAUUUAAGUUUUUAUACAGACUCCAGAUAAAAAAUUCCCAAUAAGUAAAAUGUGCCCCAUCCUCUAAUAAGGAAAUUUUUUCAAAUUGGUCAAAAUUUCAGAAUUUUAUCAUGAAAGCUCUCAAAGGUAUGUUAAAACAAAGUUGAUGAAGGGUUAGUUACAAAUUAAAAUGCAAAUAUUUACAGCUUCAGUGCCUGAUGACGCGACGCAGGAAUGCAUCAUUUGGAAAUAAAAUAUGCUUCAUAUCUUUAGUUUUAAAUACAAAUUUUAAAAUCUAUGCUUCCUGAAAAAUACUUUAAAAUUUUAUAUCAUGAAUUACAGAAUAUAACUUAAAAAUAGCACAGUCAAUGAACUUGUAAAAAACUUAGAAAUAUUUGCAUAUGUAAAUAUAUGCCUCUGAUUGGUGUGUCCCGUAAUCUCAACAGAAGCGUCAUUAUAUUAUGUUAUUUGUGCUCUGUCAUUGAUCAAUAGCAUAGCUUACAUAAGAAUAACUUGCAAAUAAAUAUUUCACACUUUUGCUACAUUUUGAGAGUGCAAUUAGCCUUGUACAAACAGUAUGUCACAAUACAGCAAUGAAGAACUUUUUGAUAUCCUAAUGCUUUACAGUACAUGCAAUCGCAGUGCUAGCAAAACUGUAUGUGAAUUUCGGCCUAAAUAUCCCAAUUCCUGAGAUCCUUCUGGGAGAUUUAUUUCCUGAUUAGUGCAAUGUAUGCAUGAAAGAGGAAGCGUAUAUCCUUUAGGUGGACCAGGUAGGCCCAUACUUCACUCAACUGAUGAAGAAAUUGAUAUUUUGCAGUCAUCCACAUAGUAGUGUUUGUACUGCUGCUUCAGAAAUGAACUUAUCAGCGCAGCAGUGUGGUGAAUACUGAGACGUAAUAGAUGGCAUCUUUUUAGCAUUCAUAGUGUGCAGGGACAGGAGCCAACAGAUUAUCAAUGUCAUCCAGAUUUUUGUAAUUGGGCUCUUAAUCAGGAAGAUGCUAAUCCCUCUUUCCUGAAAAACAUAAUUUGGGCAGACGAAUGCUGUUUUAAACAAGAUGGAUGCAUAAAUCCUCAAAAUGAGCACUUUUUGCAAAUCCAUUAGUGGUACAUUCUAUUCAUCAUCAGUGGUAAUUUUCUGUGAAUGCAUGGUGUGGUAUUUUCAAAAACUGCUUGCUUGGACCUAUACUGUGUGAUGGUACGUUGACAGGAGACAGAUAUGUUUAUGAGAUUCUAAAUGUGGUUUUUCCUGAUUUUAAGGAGGAACUUCCUCUAAUAGUACUUUUACAUGUUUGGUUCAAAAAUGAUGGAUCUCCAGCUCACCAUACUACAGUUGUGAAACACUGAUUAAAUAACUAGUUACCAGAUAAGUGGAUUGGCUUGCAUGAUCUAGUCGAAUUUCCGCCUAGAUCACCUGAUUUAAUGCCUAUGGAUUUUUUUUGUGGGGUCGUUUACGUAUAGCGGUUUAUUUGUCACCUCCCUUAAAUGAAGCAGAAUUGCAACGAUGCAUUUUAGAAGGUUGUCGUGACAUAACAUUUUCACUUUUCGAUUUCAUAACAUUUUGCACUUUUUUUACGUACCUUUGUAAUUUACAGUAUAUGUCUAUGGUCAAUAUUUAACGAAUAAAAGCUGCAUUCAAGGUUUUUGAGUCGCCCUGUAUAUUGAAUUUGUUAUGCAAUGUUGUAAAUCCAUUUGUCAAAAGGAAAUAAAUGAUGAAAAUAAAAUGUG
Molecule: messenger RNA, 5517 nt
Organism: Argiope bruennichi
Lineage: Eukaryota; Metazoa; Arthropoda; Arachnida; Araneae; Araneidae
Product: endonuclease G, mitochondrial-like
Exons: 7
Coding region: 727-1482 (251 amino acids)
Molecular function (GO): endonuclease activity; metal ion binding; nucleic acid binding
Source: RefSeq, a predicted model, not a curated record